UAGUUCUACAACAACAACAAAACGACCCUCACUUACACUUAAAACGACAAAAAAAAAAGAAAAAAAGAAUCAUCCUAUUUUCCUUUACACUUUCUCGAGAAAAUGUCAGCUUGCAGUAAAAUCCGUUACAUUGUUAGACUCCGUCAAAUGCUACGGCGGUGGAGGAAGAAGGCGGCGAUGACAGCUCGCGGCCGUGUUCCCUCCGAUGUACCCUCCGGACACGUGGCAGUUACUGUGGGUACUGAAUGCAAGAGAUUCGUGGUGCGAACGACGUAUUUAAAUCAUCCAUUGUUUAAAAAACUGCUAGCGCGUGCUGAGGAAGAGUAUGGUUUCUCAAAUUCAGGACCAUUAUCGAUCCCCUGCGACGAGGCAUUGUUCCAGGAGAUACUUUGUUACCUUGCUCGCUGCGAAUCAGAUAAGAAUAACGUCGGAUGUUUUAUCAAUUUUGAGGAUUUUCAGAGAUAUUGUCAUGUUGGUAUUCGGAGUAAUCUCGAUUUCUGGGCUGAUUCUAGACCUCUUUUGAAUGGAAUCUCCGACAAUUCCAUUUGGUAAAUUAUUACAUGAUACAAUUGAAAUUUCGAGAGUCAAUACCAAACUAAUUGACCGAAAUUUCUUUAUAUGAAGAGAAAACUAAAAAAUAAAAGAUGCUGCUGAUUUUGAUCCGGGUUCGACUCGUCCGAGUUAGUUCGCCUGCAUAGUUAAAUCGCUUGACUCGGUGGUUCAAGAGUCAAGAGUCGAGUCUACUCCGGAGAAUGUGAUUGGAGAUGGCAAAUGGUGGGCAAGACUUUUUUUACCACUGAGUCGUCCCGGGUUCGACUCGGAGUGAAAUUCAAGAAUAUCGAGACACUAAUCAUCAUGAGGAGCAGACAAAUUAAUGUAAAUUUUUAUUUAUGUUUAACAUGAUUAUUGUUGAUUGAUGAUUGGAAACAUAUAGAGAAAAUUUAAUCAA
Molecule: messenger RNA, 949 nt
Organism: Solanum dulcamara
Lineage: Eukaryota; Viridiplantae; Streptophyta; Magnoliopsida; Solanales; Solanaceae
Product: auxin-responsive protein SAUR50-like
Exons: 2
Coding region: 103-552 (149 amino acids)
Biological process (GO): response to auxin
Source: RefSeq, a predicted model, not a curated record